Messenger RNA from Anastrepha obliqua, 5480 nucleotides. RefSeq names its product myosin-G heavy chain (gene dachs). Gene Ontology annotation, molecular function: cytoskeletal motor activity; ATP binding; actin filament binding. The record is from RefSeq and is a predicted model, not a curated record. Lineage: Eukaryota; Metazoa; Arthropoda; Insecta; Diptera; Tephritidae. Bases 139 to 5133 code for a protein of 1664 amino acids. The transcript is spliced from 9 exons. Gene Ontology annotation, cellular component: actin cytoskeleton; vesicle; myosin complex. Gene Ontology annotation, biological process: vesicle transport along actin filament; actin filament organization.
AUCCGUCCGAGCUAAAGCAAAGUGGAACAUACAUAUUACUCCUUAUCCAAGAUAUGUUGGCGUUGAAAGUGGGCGGAAUCGGCCAAUAACCAGAUUUCUAUAAAAUAACAUUGCGGCAAUCUUCGCAAUCAAAAUGAUAUGUUGCUCCCGGAUGAGACUUAUGACGAACACGGCAUACAUGAGACUGCACCCAUAGUCGAACAACAACCACUAGAUAAGUGUGCAACAGUUAUCAACAACACCAACAAAAGUAAAUGUGCCAAAACCAAAGUUAAACUUCCGCACAAUCCACAGCAACGCAAUGGCUCACAUUCGGGGAGUGCAGGUGCAACCAGCGGUAGUGGCAGUGGCAGUGCCGAGGGUAGUAGCGAUGACAGAAUCAGCGGCAAUGGCAUCGUAUCAUUUCCAUAUUCCACAUCGAGUUUCUUCACCAAUAUUCUUGACACCUUGGGUGACAUACUGCCGCAGUGCGAAGAAUUCACACAACAACCUCAGGCGGGUCAAAGCGAUGGCGAAGCGGCUGAUAGUCCCAGUCUCAGUCUCAGCAGCAGCGACAGCGCGAAUGGUGGCGAUUAUGGCAUUCGUGUACGAUUGACGGCGAACCCGGACAUGCUGCGCGUUGUUUGCGAUAAUUUCCUGCGUCGGCAUCGCAUACGUCCGGACUUUUUCUGCCAGUAUCAGCAAGCGAUCAGCACUGCUGCAUUAUUGCAGCAACCCAAGCCAAAGAAUGCAAAAACAGCGACUGUAGCAUGCCACCAGCAACCCGUCACUGUAGCUGCUGAACAGUCUGUAGCUGCAACGAAGGCCGUAAAGGUGACAAUAACAGCCGACGAUGAGACGGAGCUGGAGCAGCAACAGCAGCAGCAGCAGCAGCGAAAAAAUGCAGAAUUGCGAAACCUUUAUACAUUACCGCUGGUAAAGCACAAGAAAGCAUGCAAUGUCACAACACCAACAACAACAAAGGUUUUGUCUAAUGUUGCUGCCACAGACGCAUCCUCGUCCAAUGAAGCCGUGCACUUGCAACAGCGUCUCAAAAGUCUUAGCACUGAAUUAGUCACCCUGCGCAAUCGUCUGCAUGUUGGUCAGGGACAACAAAGCACUAACAGUAAUAAUAGCAACAGCAAUAGCAAUAAUAAUAGCAACACCACUUGCAAUGUGACAUCGGUGAGUACUGCACAGCAGCGCCAGCAACAGCAACAACAACACGGCACCAACACAGCUGCACUAACAGCCAUCAAUUUGAAUGCCUCCACACCGAAUUUACACAGCAGCACGCAACACCAUAGUCAUAGCAACACUACAACAACAGCAACUGGCAACAUUACGAACACAUUGCAACAACAACAACAACAACAACAUCAGCAGCAACAGCAGUUACAAUUAUCACACUCAACAUUGAUUCCCACACUCGGCAGCAACGCCAUCAACAAAGGCAAUACCGGUAAUAGUAAUGGCAGCAACAACAACAACAACAACACCAGCAACAGCAGCAGCAGCAAUCACAACAACAAUGCAGCCUUGACAUCAUGUUAUAACGCUAACAACAGCAAUCACACAUUUACGCACAUCAAUAACAGCUCCAAGUCACAUUUGCACACCUACAGCCAUACAUUGCCGCACAAUUCAACCAUAUCCGCUGCCAGCGCUGCCACUUUGCCAACCGGCGCUGCGGCUGGCAUCGUUUCCACACGCAACACUUCCAUACCACACCCAUUACCGUCGUCUAUACAACACCAGCACCAACAACAGCACCAGCACCAACAGCAACAACACCAUCAGCAGCAACAACAGCAACAACAACAUUCCUCGCACACGCUUCCAAUGCGCUCCGCUGGUGUUGGCUCGCAUGUCCAACACUUAAGCCAUAACUUGCCGCCCUUCGUACCGAUCGCACCGAAGCAAUUGACCUCCAGCCAUGGCAGCGGUUACAGCAACACUGUCGCACCUUUCGGCUAUAACUGUACAAAUGUCGAACAGCGUAAUGCCAAUAAUCAUUUCUUGGGUGGUAUGCAAGCGCAUACCGGUAGUGGCGCCAAUAUCCACAGCAUCAGCAACAACAAUGCCACCCGUGCACACAAACAGCCCAGAGAGAUUGAGGAUUUGAUUCAUCUGCCUGGACCGUUGACCGAGGAUGCGGUGAUGCGCACGCUGCAGGCGCGCUUCAAAGACAACUGCUACUUUACAACCGUUGGCCCCAUAUUGCUGGCUAUCAAUCCCUACCGUGAUAUUGGCAAUCCUCUCACGUUGUCCUCCACACGUUCGUUGCCAUUAGCGCCUCAGCUGCAUCGCAUCGUACAGGAAGCUGUACGCCAACAAACGGAGACCGGCUAUCCGCAAGCUAUUAUACUCUCCGGCACCUCUGGCGCGGGUAAGACGCACUGCUCGAUGUUGUUGCUGCGUCAACUCUUUGCUGUGGCCGGUGGCGGCCCGGAAACGGAUGCUUUCAAGCAUUUAGCUGCGGCGUUCACGGUGCUACGUUCUUUGGGUUCCGCCAAAACGACCACUAAUCCGGAAUCGAGCCGUAUUGGCCAAUUCAUUGAGGUGCAGGUUACAGAUGGCGCGCUCUACCGCACCAAGAUUCAUUGUUAUUUUCUGGAUCAAACGCGCGUCAUACAUCCGCUGCCGAAGGAGAAGAACUAUCAUAUUUUCUAUCAAAUGCUGGCUGGUCUGAGCAGAGAGGAGCGUAUCAAAUUGAAUUUGGAAGGUUAUUCGCCAACGAAUUUGCGCUAUCUGCAAAGUGGUGACAUUGCGCAGAAUGAGCAGGAGGAUGCAACGCGCUUCCAGGCAUGGAAGACAUGUUUGGGUAUUCUGGGCAUACCGUUUUUGGAUGUGGUGCGUGUGCUGGCAGCCGUGCUGCUGCUGGGCAAUGUGCAAUUUAUAGAUGGGCAGAGCCUCGAAGUGGACGUAAAAGGCGAAUCAGAACUGAACUCCGUCGCAAGUCUCCUGGGCGUACCGCCGGCUGCGCUAUUCCGUGGCCUCACCACACGCACGCACAAUGCGCACGGCCAUUUGGUGAAAUCGGUCUGUGACGCCAAUAUGUCCAACAUGACACGCGACUGUCUGGCCAAAGCGUUGUACUGCCGCACCGUGGCCACCAUUGUACGCCGCGCCAAUAGCCUCAAACGCUUGGGCUCAACACUGGGCACACUUAGCUCCGAUUCGAAUGAGUCUGUACACAAUCAGGCGGACGUCGCAUCGCAACACGCCUCCACUAUAGGCGGAAACGCCGGUUCCAAAUCGAUGGCUGCACUAAAUAACGCGGUACGUCAUGCCACCGACGGUUUUAUUGGCAUAUUGGAUAUGUUUGGCUUUGAGGAGCCAUCACACGCACAACUCGAGCAUCUCUGCAUUAAUUUGUGCGCCGAAACGAUGCAACACUUCUACAAUACACACAUUUUCAAAUCCUCGGUGGAGUCGUGCCGUGAUGAGGGCAUUAUCUGCGACACCGAAGUCGACUAUGUGGACAAUGUGCCUUGCAUCGAUCUGAUAUCCUCGUUGCGCACUGGACUGCUUAGCAUGUUGGAUGCCGAAUGCUCGAUACGCGGCACAGCUGAAAGCUAUGUAACCAAGAUCAAAGUGCAGCAUCGCAACUCAACGCGUUUGGAGACCAAACACUCGAGCGAUCCAUACGAUCCGCGCAUGUUCUUGAUACGCCACUUUGCCGGACGUGUUGAAUAUGACACCACCGAUUUUCUAGACACCAAUCGUGAUGUGGUGCGUGACGAUUUGAUCGCCGUUUUCUAUAAGCAUACCUGCAACUUUGGCUUUGCCACACAUCUCUUCGGCACCGAGCUGAAAGCUUUGUACGCUUUACAAACUGUGCCGCGUGGUCUCAGCUAUCGCAUCUCGCCUACAUCACACACGGAUUUCUUGAAUGGCAUGGAUGAACCCAUCUCCACGCUCACACAAGACUUCCAUACACGUCUGGAUAAUCUGUUGCGCACUCUGGUGCAUGCACGUCCACACUUUGUACGCUGCAUACGCAGCAACGCCAACGAUACGGCUGGUAGCUUUGAACGAAAAAUGGUGGUUAAACAGAUACGCUCGCUACAGGUGCUAGAGACGGUCAAUCUGAUGGCUUCUGGUUUUCCGCAUCGCAUGCGCUUCAAGCAAUUCAAUGCGCGCUAUGUGGCCAUGUUGGCACCAUUUCGAAUGCACCGACGUAGCGAAGAUAAAGCAAUGGAGAAUUGCACUCACAUCUUGGAGUAUGCCAUGGAAAAUCCGCCUAUAUUGGACGGUUCGGUAACUUUGGCUUGGGCGCCUGGCAAGCGGCACGUGUUUAUUAGCGAGGGUAUGCGUCAGCAUUUGGAACACCUGCGUGCGGACAUACGCACAAAGAGUGCCACACUCAUACAGGCCACCUGGCGUGGCUGGCAGUGGCGCAAGAAGAUGGUGAGCGUGAAGCGCACGCGGGGCAGUAGUGGCAUUAUGACUAAGUUGCCAGCUGCAACUGCAACGAAACUCACGAAAUUGCUGCCCAACAGCGGCGCGAAUUCGCUGCCACGCUUAUCAGCUAAAUCCACAAAUCUCAUGGGCACCGUGACGCGUCCACGGCCACAACCAAUCGCCGGCACACCACCGCCAGAUCCAAAUGAGAAAUGUGACACAAAGAUAAUCCAGCAAACUUGUAGUCUAUUCGGAUUAGAUUUGGAACGUCCGCCACCAGUACCACCAUCGCGUGCCUACACCAUCGCUGGCAAUUUGAAGCUCAGCUAUCCGCAGAGUCGCAUCAUGAAAAUGACUUUUCCCGAGGAUCCACCCAUCGUUAAUCCGGCCGAACAAUUGCAACAACAAUUGAAAAAGGGUGAAGCCGUUAGCGUGGUGGGGGCUUCGACAUGUCGCGGACACUUGAUUGUCGAGCACAAAGGUCAGAGUUACCACGUACCGUUUCAGUAUAUGGAGUUGUUGCGUCCUGCUGCUGCUGCCGGCGUGAGCAAUAAUCCAAAUAAUGCUGCAAGUGUCAACAGCAACACCAAUAACAGCAACAACAUCGCUAAUAAGAACAGUAGCAGCAGUACAGGCAAUUUGGCCAACAAUUGCAACGGCAACAACAAUGUUGGUGUAAACAAUGGGAACAACGGCAGUACAAGCAACAACAAUGCCAAUAACACUUCGGCAGCUGUAAACAUUUGAGGAGAGCAGGCGGAGGGGGAGUGUGGAGAAUAACUUCGCUGCCUAAUUGAAGAGUGCGAGAGGUGUGCGCGACUGCAACCACAAAUACAAAUCACAACAGCUUCCGAUGCAGAAGAAUUUCGCUAUAUGCGCGAGCAAACAUUUCCGUUGGAAAACACUGGGGAAACGAUGUUGGGAUUUUGUUUCUUUUUCUCACAAAGACUGUAAAUAUUAACUGUUAUAAAUUCGACUAGCCGUGAACUUGCAUACGUAGGGACAGACAAAAACAAAGGGAGGGGUAACAAUAGCAUAACAAUAAAAUAAUAUAAUUGCUAAUAUAAAAAACGAAAACAAAAAAAUGGAAACAA